CUCUCCCCUCCCCACACACAAAUCCCCCCCGGACCCUGUUCGAUUCCCCCAGCAUCGUGGUGGUGCUAAGAAGGAAGCGGUUGUAUCCUCCCGGAGAUAACCAUGUUUCCCCAGGGGCGGCACCCGACGCCCCACCAGGCUCCAGGCCAGCCCUUCAAGUUCACCAUCCCAGAGUCACUGGACCGCAUCAAGGAGGAGUUCCAGUUCCUUCAGGCACAGUACCACAGUCUCAAGCUGGAGUGUGAGAAGCUGGCCAGUGAGAAGACGGAGAUGCAGAGACAUUAUGUCAUGUACUAUGAGAUGUCCUAUGGCCUCAACAUCGAAAUGCACAAACAGACUGAGAUUGCCAAGAGACUAAACACCAUCUGUGCACAAGUCAUUCCCUUCCUCUCACAGGAGCAUCAGCAGCAGGUCGUCCAGGCUGUAGAGCGAGCAAAACAGGUGACUAUGGCAGAGCUCAAUGCUGUCAUCGGGGUACGUGGACUGCCAGGUCUUCCACCUACACAGCAUCUAUCUCAUAACCAUGGUGGCGCCCCUGUGCCCAUGGCCCCUCACCCGGCCGGCCUCCACCCCUCUCAGCUGGGUGGCUCGGCUGGCCUCCUGGCUCUGUCAGGAGCACUUGGUGGUCUUCCUCCACAUCUGGCUGGAAAAGACAAUGAUAAAAAGCCUCACCUGGCCGGACCAGAUUCCCACCCCGGAGGACCCGAGCACAUGAGAGAGAGAGAGCCUGGAACUAGUAACUCGCUGCUGCCAGAAAGUCUCCGGAACUCAGAUAAGCGACGCAACGGACCCGAUUUUUCAAACGACACCAAGAAACGCAAGGUGGAAGACAAGGACUCCAGCCACUAUGAUAGCGAUGGUGACAAAAGUGAUGAUAACUUAGUGGUGGAUGUUUCAAAUGAGGAUCCAGCCUCCCCCCGUGGCACUCCUCUCCCCUCACCCCGAGAGAACGGCGUGGAUAAAGCACGUCUUCUCAAGAAAGACCCCUGUAGUCCGGCCUCUUCUGCUUCCUCAGCAAGCUCCUCCUCCCUCAAGUCCAAAGAGAUGGCAAUGCGAGAUAAAGCAGGCACACCUGGGCUAAAGUCGAGCACACCCACGCCCAGAAGUGACUCCACUCCUGGUCCGAGCACCACACCCGGAAUCAGGCCCAGUCUGUCCAAACCCCCCUCCAUGGAGAUACCACAUCCACCUCCUUCAGGUUUGCGGACGCCCCUCGCUGUACCAGGCCCAUACCCGGGUGCUUUCGGUAUGUUGCCCCAUGCAGCAGGGAUGAAUGGGGACCUGGCAGGGGCUGCGGCCUAUGCUGCCGGCCUGCACAACAUGUCACCUCAGAUGAGCGCUGCCGCCGCCGCCGCUGUGGCUGCAUAUGGCCGUUCACCCAUGGUCGGGUUUGAUCCUCAUUCUCACAUGAGAAUCCCUCCCAGUCUGACCGGAAUCCCUGGCGGCAAACCUGCCUACUCUUUUCACGUGGCCGCUGAUGGACAGAUGCAGCCAGUGCCGUUCCCCCCGGAUGCUUUGGUCGGCCAGGGCAUCCCUCGCCACGCCCGUCAAAUCAACACACUGAACCACGGAGAGGUGGUGUGCGCUGUCACCAUCAGUAAUCCCACAAGACACGUUUACACAGGAGGGAAGGGUUGUGUCAAGGUCUGGGACAUUAGUCACCCAGGGAACAAGAGCCCUGUGUCACAGCUCGACUGUCUGAACCGAGACAACUACAUCCGCUCCUGUCGCCUGCUCCCCGAUGGGCGAACGCUGAUAGUGGGUGGUGAGGCGAGCACUUUGUCAAUCUGGGAUCUGGCCACACCCACUCCCAGGAUCAAGGCAGAGUUAACGUCAUCAGCACCGGCCUGCUACGCUCUGGCCAUCAGCCCGGACUCUAAGGUCUGCUUCUCCUGCUGCAGUGAUGGCAACAUCGCAGUCUGGGAUUUACACAAUCAGACACUUGUUAGGCAGUUCCAGGGCCACACAGAUGGAGCCAGCUGUAUUGACAUCUCCAAUGAUGGCACCAAGCUGUGGACCGGAGGCCUCGAUAACACGGUUCGCUCCUGGGAUCUGAGAGAGGGGCGGCAGCUGCAGCAGCACGACUUCACAUCACAGAUCUUCUCUCUCGGCUACUGUCCGACGGGAGAGUGGCUCGCUGUUGGAAUGGAGAGCAGCAACGUCGAGGUCCUUCAUGUCACCAAACCUGACAAAUACCAGCUUCAUCUACACGAGAGCUGUGUGCUGUCUCUGCAGUUUGCCUACUGUGGUAAAUGGUUUGUGAGCACAGGGAAGGAUAACUUACUGAAUGCAUGGAGAACACCCUAUGGAGCCAGCAUAUUCCAGUCUAAAGAAUCCUCCUCGGUGCUGAGCUGUGACAUAUCUGUGGACGACAAGUACAUUGUCACCGGUUCAGGGGACAAGAAGGCCACUGUUUACGAGGUCAUCUACUAAAAAUCUGAAAGGAAAUCGAUGACAUCUGCUCAUUUCCCACACGAACUGAUUUGUUUCUAGAAAUGUUCACAUGGAGCCAGAAAUCGAAGACGACGGUGAUGAUCACGUUCCGUUUUUUUCUGUUACAUCUGCCGAAGACACAAGGAGAGGAGAGAACACGCACACGUGUGUGUGCCAGUAAACAUGACUCUAAAUCAGCUGGGAGCUUUACACUGGAGAAGAUUGAUGUUAAUGGAUAGAGAGGAACUGUUUGGAUGUUCUUGCCUCUGCUGCUUUAUGCUGUGGACUGCACUGGGAUCAGAUACAAGGACCAAGAGAUGAGUGGACUGAAGUGCAUCGGUUGGACUGGGACCAGCUCUUCUGGAAAAUACUGUACUGAACAUCAGAUACUAAGACACUAGAUUCAGUGUGACGACCAGGGGCGGAGACCCCGGAAGAAAAACUCUAGCGGGUUGAAUAUUUGAACAAACGGCAGAAAGACGGAGCAGGAUGUGGACAUAAGUCUUGAGAGACAAGAGAGGAGAAGCAACAGCAGAAUAACAUUUUAUAGACGGAGAAUGCAGAACAUGUUUUUGUCUGUUCUUGACAGAUAUCAUUCAGAACCUGUUUGUCUCUCAGCUUUGACUCUUUGCCCUUAAAAACGUCAGCUCGCUGUUCUGAAACGCCUACACUGUCUGAAGAGUACCUUUUUUUUUUUUCCAGUCUUAACACUAAGUCCAAACCUCACUAACUGCACUGUAGCUGUAACUGUCCACCCACACACUCUGUACGAACUGUACUUAGGAAAUACUCCGACAGAACCUAAACAUACGGAGGGCCUUGUUGACUUGUCCAUCAUCAUCACGCUACUUCAUACAUCAGGGACUGUACAUCCUUCUAAUGCAAUCCAGGACAAUUUAAGAUCCUUUUUAACACAGAAUAAAUAUUUACCAAACCAAAAAAAUCUUAUAAAGCAGGACAAAAUACUGUAAAUGUUGUUCUGGAAAAGCCAACUUGUUUUCCUCUUUAUUUUCUCGUCCUUUCUUUAUGAUUCUAAUUAAAAAGCCACUUAGUGAAAAGUUUCAGAAAUUAAAUUUGUCCUCAAAAUCUCAAUGUGUUCUGUUUCAACACAUGGUAAUAACUAUUCUCUACUUGUGUUUUCAUUCAUCCGAAGGCAAAUCCUGACACUGUGGUUUGGUGGUUAGCACUGUCACAGCAAGAAAGACCAACAUGAGCCUUCGUAUGUUUGUUUUAAUGGCUUGGCCCCUCCUUCUUGUUGUUGAACAGCUCUUUCAUCAACUAAUCAAUCAAUAUUUCGGAGGCUCAGUAUAGAUUAUUGAUGGGCUGGAGAUUGCUUCAGAUUUACACAUUGAUUUUCUUUGUUGCAGUGUAAACACAACCCUGCUGUUCAUUUUAGUGCAGCUUAAUUUGCCUCUGCUCUCUUUUACAAUAAGUUCACUGGUUGAUGACAUGAUAAUUAGGAUGGUGAUCUCAAAUAGACGAUUUCCCCACUAUAUUUAAGAUUUAAAAACAACCCUUUAGAAAAUGUCUUACUGUUGUAAAUUCACCCUGACCCUGCCUUUGUCACUCUAUGAAACACGUGAUGUCUUACUGUGUGGAAGGUUAAUCAUGCUAUGUGAACCGGGACCAACUCAAUGUGAUUUCAUCUCGUUUAGUGGAAAUCUUGUGUGAAGAAGUAAAGAAUCCUCUGGUAUACGCAUUAUUGAAACUGGCUAAAUUGUAUUAAAGAGUAAAAUGUUUUUUUCUCUCUCCAGAGAAGUUUGUGGGAUUUGCAAACAGGAUUAAAUAAAUUUGUCAGGAUCAUUCAAUCGAAGAGGGUUGCACAGGAGCAGUUGUAUUUCAGCUUCAGGAAGGAACCAAUCUCAGCCAUUUUAAUCUCAUUAUUUCAUGAUUUUUUUUCUAUUUCUGUCUGUUGAAUGUUUGUAAAAAUGUAUAUACGGUUUUUUUGCCUACAGGACAUGCUUUAGGAAUAACAAUCUUUUUUUGUACGUCUUUUACAUGGAGAAGAAACGUCUAAUCAGGAGAAAUACUAAACGGUCUUAAUGCUAGCUAAUCUAUAAUGAUUGAAAUGUCUAGACAAUAAAUGUUUUUUUUGUAACUGGA
Pleuronectes platessa (European plaice) is the source of this 4536-nucleotide messenger RNA. Its product is annotated as transducin-like enhancer protein 1. Bases 103 to 2433 code for a protein of 776 amino acids. Gene Ontology annotation, cellular component: nucleus; transcription regulator complex. The transcript has 20 exons. Gene Ontology annotation, molecular function: transcription corepressor activity; protein binding. The record is from RefSeq and is a predicted model, not a curated record. Lineage: Eukaryota; Metazoa; Chordata; Actinopteri; Pleuronectiformes; Pleuronectidae. Gene Ontology annotation, biological process: regulation of DNA-templated transcription; negative regulation of canonical Wnt signaling pathway.